This is a messenger RNA of Echinostoma caproni, 768 nucleotides long. The record is from the annotation of a GenBank genome assembly. Lineage: Eukaryota; Metazoa; Platyhelminthes; Trematoda; Plagiorchiida; Echinostomatidae.
AUGGGAUCCAAUCGACUGCCAGACAAUCGAGAAAUAGCACUCCACAGGCUCAAAUACCUGAAGGAUCGAUUGAAGAGGAACGCGCAGUUGAAGGAAGCCUACUGUAACGCCAUGAAACGCAAUCUAGAGUUGGGAUAUGUUGAACGCGCAAUGGGAGCAAUCGAGAAGGAGCAACCAUUGUGGUACCUUCCGCCCCACCCUGUCAUAAACCCCAAGAAACCUCGGAAGAUCCGGGUUGUCUUCGAUUGUGCUGCCAAGUGUGCCGGGAUUGCCCUAAAUGGCCGUCUAUUACAAGGCCCAGACCUGACUAUUCCACUGAUUGAGGUGCUGUGCAGACUCCGGCUGGGGUUAGUUCCAGUAGCGGCUGAUAUGGAGGAGAUUUUCAUGCAGGUCAAAGUCCCCGACGGGCAAAGGGACACUCUGCGGUUGUGGUGGUGGCCGGAUGGAGACCUAGACGGACCUGCCCAAGAGUAUCGGAUGACGGUGCACCCGUUUGGCGCGAUAUCUUUUCCUUUCUGUAUAAACUUUGCGUUAAAAACGAUCGUGAACAAAUUUGCUCAGCAUNAUCUAUCAAAGUUACUGCUCAUGGGAGGGUUCAAGUUGACCAAGUGGAUGUCCAACAGUCGUCAUGCAAUCGAUUGUAUCCCAGUUGACGAGCUGGCGCCGAGUCUCCGUGAAAUGCAUAGGAGUCCGUUACCGACAGAUAGCACUUGGUGUGCAAUGGGACUCGGAGAAGGACGAGUUCUUUUUCCAACUCCAGUCACCUGA